Messenger RNA from Rhopalosiphum maidis (corn leaf aphid), 2240 nucleotides. RefSeq names its product transforming acidic coiled-coil-containing protein 1-like. Bases 313 to 1977 code for a protein of 554 amino acids. The transcript has 11 exons. The record is from RefSeq and is a predicted model, not a curated record. Gene Ontology annotation, cellular component: cytoplasm. Lineage: Eukaryota; Metazoa; Arthropoda; Insecta; Hemiptera; Aphididae. Gene Ontology annotation, biological process: mitotic spindle organization; cell population proliferation.
CUUUCGUCGUCUACAAGUCAACAACACUACUCACUUAACGUAAACGUAAUCGCUUCUGUUGUUCUGUGUGUGGCUUCUGCUACACUGCGUACUACGACAACACUCUUCAGUUUGUACUUUUUAUCAUCGCAGUGACAAUUAUAUACGAUAUAGGUAUAUUGAUAUUGCGGAUUCGGGAUUAGCGCUAGUCCCGUUAUUUGGUUUUGUGGCACUGAAUUUCGUAAUUGAUAUUGGUUCCUUCUCGCAUAUCGCUGUGCGAAUAGUAAUUUUCAAUUUCAGAAACUCACUACUUCCACGAUUACAAGGAAUGAUAUGAUGCUUGACCAAGAAAAUCAGCCUAAUAUUCCAAAUGGAACAGAAUCAUCAAACAGUUCAUUUCAAGACAAGACAGUCAUAAAAAAUGAUGGUUCAGACAAUAUUUUCAGUAAUCAUGAAGAAUAUUUAGGUGAUGUGUCAUUGGGUGGUUUCAAUGUGUCUCAACUCACAAACAAAUUAGAACGUUUAGCUUUAGCUACUCCACAAGUGUCAAGGAUCAGACCUGAUAGUACUGUAUUUGAAGAAGAUUUUGAUCUAAAAGAACGUCCAGAUUCAGCUGAUUCUGAUAGCGGUAGGCCUGUAACAUCAAAUGACAGUUCUAUUUACAGGUCAUUUGUUACAGAUUCUGUUGAAAAUCAACAGUUGGAUAGUCUAGACUUUUCAUCAACUAUAUGCAACGAAGACAUUAAUGAUUCUGGUGGUAAUAUAGAAUCAAUACACGAACAUUUAAAUUCAGUAAAUUUGGAUUUAGUUAGCUCUGAUUUUGAAGAUUCUUCACAUAAUUUAACCUUACAUUCUUUCUCAAAUAAAUCAUCAGAAGAAUUAUCACAUCAACUAAAUCCAGACUUUAACGAUUCAGCACAAACACAAAAUAUUUUGCUAAUGGAUGGUUUAGGAUCAGAAAAAAAAUUCCAGUCAAAUAUUUUUGAAAGUGAGAUCAAAAAUUCUAGUGAAGCAGGGCCUGUAAUAGCUGAGGGUUUCAAUUCAUCAGCUGGGUUCAAUUUCGAUAAUCUAGAAGCUCUUGAAUCUGUUAGAUCGUUAAAUGAAGAAGAUAUUAGAAGGUUAACUAUUUCCAGAAAAUCUUUAUAUGUAGCAUUUGACCCUAUUGUGAAGAAAUCAAACGAGGAAUCUAAUUCUCGGAAAGAAGCAAUUGAAAAUUUACUAGUCGCAGAUAAAACAGUAUUGACUAGUUCUCCACAAUCUAGUGGAUCUAAUAAAUCUCUGAAUAUUUCAGAUAACAAAAUGAAUCAAUCUAUUACCAAAGAUGAAAAAAUCACUAACAGUCCCAAAACUAAUGAUAAAGAAAAAUUUUACCAAGAUAAAAUAGAAAAGUUGGAAUACGAAAUAAAGAACCUAAAAAUUGAAUGUAUUGCUGACAAAGAAAAAAUUAAAAAUUUGACCAACUCUUUGAUAUCAGUAACUAAAAGCAAAGAUCAAUUGAGUACUGUAAUUGGGGAAUAUGAAAAAACUAUUUCCGACAUGGUCUCUAAAAAAGAAGAUGUACAUAAAGAAUACGAAGCGCGUAUUGCGUAUAUCGAAGAAGAAAGAGCAAAAAUGGAACGUCACCUUCAAAAUUCAGAAAUGGCAUUUAAUGAUGUUCAUGAAAAGUAUAAUUCUUCAAAGCAAGUAAUAGAAGCCAUGAAAGAAAAUGAAACUAAAUAUAAAAAUUGUAUUAAAGAAUUUGAAGAAUCUCUUAAAAAAUAUGAAGAUAAAUACAUGAGGUUAAAAAUACACGCCACUGAACAAAUGAAUAAAGCCACUGAAGAAAUAAAUGAUAAGGAAAGAUCGUUUGAGGCAGAAACUUCAAAGAUGAGAAUAAUGAAUAAACGCUUGGAGGUGAAAGUAAGAUCAUUACAAGAGUCUUUAGAUCGAAAAGACGUGGAAAAUGUUGAGCUAACUAACCUUUGCGACGAACUCAUUGGAAAACUGGAUAGAAAAUGAAGUAUAUUAGUUGCAUCAAUAUGCAAUUUUUUUUAGAUCUAUUAUCUUAAUAUGUACACUUAUAAUAUUACUUGAAUUAUUAUUUACACUAUGUUUUGUUAAUAAAAGUAAAUCAAUUUAUACAAGAUAAAUGUAUAAAUAUAUAUAUAACUAUACAAAAGCAAAGCAUAGAUCACACUAAACUAUUGAUUACAAUUAAUUAUAAUUUUACAUGUUAUGUACCUGUUAAAUGUAAAUUUCAAAUAUAUUAUUUAUUAUUAUUA